This is a messenger RNA of Gasterosteus aculeatus aculeatus (three-spined stickleback), 16073 nucleotides long. RefSeq names its product voltage-gated potassium channel KCNC1. Gene Ontology annotation, biological process: action potential; potassium ion transmembrane transport; protein homooligomerization. The record is from RefSeq and is a predicted model, not a curated record. Gene Ontology annotation, molecular function: protein binding; delayed rectifier potassium channel activity. Gene Ontology annotation, cellular component: dendrite membrane; presynaptic membrane; axon terminus. Lineage: Eukaryota; Metazoa; Chordata; Actinopteri; Perciformes; Gasterosteidae.
CUCCUCUCCUCCUCUCAGUUGGCCCUGUGACUCCUUGCCGGGACGGUAUAACAGUAGUCUACCGAGCGAGGGACCAGGCGGUGGAUGGGGACGGGCAGUAGCCGCAGCAGCAGCAGUCGGGCGCACCGACUGAAGCAUGCUCCAGUGCAGUCAUGACUUGCUCGGCGUCAGAUAGCGAGAAGAUCGUGAUCAACUGCGGUGGUAUCCGACACGAGACCUACCGGAGCACCCUGAAGACGCUACCGGGCACGCGCUUGUCUUGGCUCACCGAACCCGACGCCUACAGCAACUUCGACUACGAUCCCAAGUGCGACGAGUUCUUCUUUGACCGCCACCCGGCUACCUUCGCCUUCAUCCUCAACUACUACCGCACCGGUAAGCUCCACUGCCCCAACGAUGUGUGCGGACCGCUCUUCGAGGAGGAGCUUGCCUUUUGGGGCAUCGACGAGACGGACGUGGAGGCGUGUUGCUGGAUGAACUACCGGCAGCACCGCGACGCCGAGGAAGCCCUGGACAGCUUCGAGCAACCCGAGCCGGACGCGCCGGAUGACGACCCCGCGCUCACCGGCGGGGCGGACGGUGAUCUGAAGCGACUGUGCAUGCAGGAGGACGGUCGGAGGACGACGUGGUGGGAAAACUGGCGACCCUUCAUGUGGGCGCUGUUCGAGGACCCGUACUCCUCCAAAUACGCGCGGUAUGUGGCGUUUGGCUCCCUCUUCUUCAUCCUCCUCUCCAUCUCCACCUUCUGCCUGGAGACCCACGAAGCCUUCAACACCAUUUACAACAAGACAGAGAAUGUCACUGUCGGCAAUGUGACACAUGAGGAGAUAGUGUACGAGGUAGUCACAGAUGGCUGGCUGACAUAUGUGGAGGGCGUCUGCGUCAUUUGGUUCACCAUAGAGGUGAUGGCACGUGUCGUCUUCUGCCCUGACAAGGCAGAGUUCUUCCGCAGCACCCUCAACAUUAUAGACUUUGUGGCCAUCGUGCCCUUUUACUUGGAGGUGGCGCUGAGCGGCCUCUCCUCCAAAACAGCCAAAGACGCGCUGAGCUUCCUGCGCGUGGUGCGCUUUGUCCGUAUCCUACGUAUAUUCAAGCUGACCCGCCACUUUGUCGGUUUACGUGUCCUGGGCCACACUCUGCGGGCGAGCACCAAUGAGUUCCUGCUGCUCAUCAUCUUCCUGGCGCUGGGCGUCCUCAUCUUUGCUACCAUGAUCUAUUAUGCCGAACGCAUCGGUGCCGACCCCGACGAUCCAACAGCUGCGAAACACACCAACUUCAAGAAUAUCCCUAUCGGAUUCUGGUGGGCUGUGGUGACCAUGACCACACUAGGCUACGGGGACAUGUACCCUGAAACAUGGUCAGGAAUGCUUGUCGGUGCCCUCUGCGCCUUGGCCGGUGUGCUGACCAUCGCCAUGCCGGUGCCCGUCAUUGUCAACAACUUCGGCAUGUACUACUCCCUUGCCAUGGCCAAGCAGAAGCUCCCCAAGAAGAGGAACAAGCACAUCCCCCGGGCUCCACAGCCCGGCAGCCCCAAUUACUGCAAGCCGGAUGCCCUGGCUAUGGCAACCGCCUCGCCACACAGGCUGAUGGGCAAUGUGCUUGGUCCGGGCAUGGCGGGAUCUGGCAGUAUGAUGGGCACUGGAGACUGCCCACUUGCACAGGAGGAGAUCAUUGAGAUCAACAGGGCAGAUUCCAAGCAGAAUGGUGAUGCCGCAGCCAACGCGGCGCUGGCCAACGAGGACUGCCCCACCAUCGACCAGGUGCUGGGAGAAGAGCGCAGCCCGGCCACGGGGGGCCUCGGCUCUGCCACCAGCCGCGAGCGCUACCCGCACGACCGGGCCUGCUUCCUCCUGAGCGCCGGGGAAUUCCAGCGCACGACGGACGGGAACGUCCGAAAAGUAGGAGGCACUGUGAACGGGUACUGGAGCGACAGCCCGUGGUAGAGGAAGAGCGGACGGCAACACCACGAUGAAAGAAGCGGGAGAACACAACAACAACAACAGAAACAGCAUACAAACGUAGAAAUCUGCAAUGUAGAUACAUACGACACCGGCGGUUGGACCUUCCUGUUUCUGUUCAUUCAUGUUCUGUCAGCAGAACACACUUGUGUGCACAUGGGUGUGUGUGUGUGUGUGUGUGUGUAUGCCCGGAGCUGCAUCUACCUCUCUACUAAGAUGCACAACUUGAAAAAAAUGUCGGACAGAAAGGAAGAAUUAAUCACCAAAUUGUGUGUGAUCACAUGACGUCAUGCUAUUGGGUGUACUUUUGUUUCUAUCAAUCAAAGGUUUUGUUUCCUAAAUAUACGUGUUCAUUCCUUUUUGUUUGAAAUGGUAAUUUUUUGAUUUUGCAGAAAUGUUGAUUUAUUGAACAACAACACUAUCAGACUUCUUCACUGUUUAGGACAAUAAUGUGUCUGUUGGUUAAGCGUUUGAAUCCCUUGUACUCAUCUCGCGCGCUCACCCUCCUGCUCCCCCGCCAGAGAGUAACCGGUUUUAGUGGGAUGGAACUGAUUCCCUUUGAUUUACAUUGGAUUCCCAUCAGAGCACCAUCACUAACCACGAGUGAACACAGACUCCUUUUCAGAGGAGCCUGUGCACUAAGGAAUCUCCUUCCCAUUACCUUUGUUGCAUUGUAGUUUGGAGUAUCGGAAGGUGAGAGCCACAAAUGAAGAGACUAUGUCUGGGGAGCAUAUCAAUGUUCAUUUUAACAAUUAGUUUAACAUUUUGCCAAAAACUUAUGAGCUGUAGCCAGGCAGCAAUGAGCGUUGUUUAGAUUCAAGACUAGAAGCGGGGGAGAAAUAGCUAGCCUAAUCCAAACAAAUGCUAAAAAAGUAUACUUUGUUUCAUUUUGUUUAACAUGCAUGUCUUUUUUGGGGUGCUCACCAAAAACUAAUAACAAUGAACAUGUUCCCAAUUUGUGAUUUUUAAUAAAUAAAUAAUCAAGAGCUUGUUAAUCAAGUGAACUAUAGAGGAGUUGUUUACCCCCUGCCUCCAGUAGUAAUGCUAAGCUAACCUAAUUGCCUUCUUUGCUCUGGCUCAUCUCACAACUCAAAGGAUGUAAAUAAUAUAUAUAUAUAUUUUUUUGUCUCAAUCAUGUGACUGUGAUUCGGGGUAACGCAGGGUUUCCUGUUUAUGCUUAUGCUUGACUAUACAGUUUUUGUUAGUUGGAGAAUUAUUUUAACCCUCAAUCUUGGGGCACACACACACAGAUGUAAACACACACUCAUCAUUUCUGAACAUUUCAUCCUCUCCUCAUCUCACUUCCCAUCGUCGAUUUGUAGUUGUAACUGCCGCUUUUCCGAAAGGCCACUGCUGACCGGUUUCUUUUGUCUCGGUGAUUGUACAUAUGUAAAGUUUGCGUUGUAUAUGAAUCUGCAUGGGUUUCCAUUGCAAGCAAUAAGAAUACUGAUAUGACUAAUAAUACGAAGAGCUUUGAGCUUUGAGUCUCAAGCUUAAUGAAUGUGUAUAUAUCGUUUAGACCAUUAAGAGUGUGUAUGAAUGUGUGUUUUAAGAUGCAUACGUAUGCACCAACAAAGCAUGCUGGACAAAAAAUAUGUUCACCUCUUUGAAUGCAAGAAGAGGGAGGACAGGCUGACAUUAUGCAUGCCGAAAUGCUAUGAUGCUAUUGGUCUGAAGAGACCAAGUUAGGUACUGUAACCGGGCCGGGUAGGGGUGGGAAAGUUUAUUUUUGCAGGACGGGGUGGGGUUACGUUUCUGGUAGGUCGUGUAUAGCGGCUUUCUUAUCAAAAACCUGAGAGAUUUAUGAUAAGAGAAACAUAUUAACAAUCGUAGCUUAUGAUAUAUAUUUUCUUUCUUCUUUUUUUUUGCUUCUCUUUUCACAGAGAACUGUUCUGAAAGCCCCGCGCUUAUCAGAUAUAUGCAAAAAGAAGCAGUAACUGUGAAUUAACGCUAACACAUGAAAAACAAAUCCAGCUUCUUCCAUCAUUGUCUCGACUCCUCCUUUGCAAGAGAGAGGAACGAGAGACCGCUCUGUUCCCCAAGAUACCUCCUCACCAACCCCCCACCCCCAACCCCCUCACUCCCACUCCUGUUAUCUCCACAGCCUCUUUGUUGUCUGUCUGUUAAUUCUAGCCAAAUCAACUUUCAUUACCUUCCUGUUCUGUUGUCUACAUUUGCAUUUAAAAUGCAAUGAGUUCAAGAAAAGGAUUCCUCUGCAAUGUGAGAUUAAAAUUAUUCAAGAACUGAGAUUAACCCACUCGAACUGCAACCCAUUCUCAAUUUAACUUUCAUGUAUGUCUAGAUACUCAGUAAUGUAGCAUGUAAGCAUAAUACAGUAUGGGACUGAACAUAAGAAGACCUUUAUUAUAUAACACAACCCUUUCUGGCUUAUUUUUAGCCUAGUCCUGUUGGGAAAGUUUUCUUGAGAUACCCUAUACUGUUAAUCCCAGGAAAAAAUAACCAUCAUCCUUUUCUUUUGUAAUCUUGAAAUGCCUCCAUGGAAGCGGAAUAUAAAUUGCAUGGUUGGUAAGCAUCGUGUUGGCUCCCUCAACAAACAGAGGAACUCAUCUCUUUCUUUUUUUUCAAUCGCAAUAUCGUCUUUUAUAUUCUAGCCAAUCCAGUAUCCAAUGUACCAGAUCACGUUGUGCUCCGACCACUACUAAAAGCAGGUUCACGUUGGACGAUUGUACACCAGUCACACGUUCAGUAGCAUUGCAUCAAGCAGCGUGUCCUAUGUAGCAAGAUGGAAAGUGAGGUGUCAGAGGUCCGGGGAGUGGACGGGCCUGUAGCAUGUCAGACCUUCAUCCAGGUAGUCCUGUUAGUCACACAAACUAAUCUUUACCCAGCUUUAAUCAAGAGGUUUUGUUAGUUUAGCGCUAUUUUCCAUACCAAUUAUUUGAAUUCAUAUAAUUGGCCAUAAACUGCUAGAUACUCAUGUCUAUGACUGGUCCUACACAAUCAAAGUUCCUGUUGAGUUUGCUUAGGGGAGCAUGUUAUCAACAAAUUUGCCCCAAAACAUCUUUGAAGACGUGGCAUUCAAUGAAGUGAGAAACCACACUGCAGAGGCACCCUUCAAAAUUAAAACUUAGUUUCUUCUUGAAUUCCUGAAGGUUUUUCCUCUCGUUGCUAAUGUUCCUCCCCUCUCCACCCAUUCACAACUCAGGUAUCUCUUUCUCAAUCUCCCCCUAUGUGCCCCCAUGUUCCUGUAGAUGUACUGUAUGUAUGACAAAGGGGAUUGUUUCCCUGUGAAUUCCAUUUGCUCUGUUUUGUGGCUCUUGCCCCUCCUUGAAAAAAAUGCUAUAUUGCUUUCCUUGUCCAGCUGUGCUUCCUGUCUUUUCCUUGUAUGGGUUCUGCUCUGUGUCUCAGCCCUAUCCCGAAAACCCUGUCCCUCUCUCUGAGAGACCUUAACCCCAACCCCCAUCCAACCCCCUCAACCCACCCUCCGAGUCUGAAGUCUCUCACAGCAAAAACCAAAAAAAGGAGUACAAUUGGAGAGCCUUUGCAUAAAAAAAGAGAAAUGUUUGGCUUAGACACUGGAUUUCACCGAGGAGGAAGACAGGAACGACAUGUAGAUCGGGAGGAAGGGGAGUAAUGGGGAUGGAGGAGGCAGGGGGUUGCUGUGAAACGAUGUGGAUUGUGAGCCGAGCAGCGUCAGAUGGAGGAGGAAACAAUUUGGGGAAGACAGAAAAGUUUGGUGGUGAUGAGGAGGUGGAGGAGGAGGAGGAGGAGGAGAAAGAAGCAUAAAUCGCUUCUCCAUGUAAGAAUGUGUUCCUCACCGUUGCUCCUGUGCACUGUUUUUGCUCUUUGAAUUGUGUUUCCUCACCUGUGCGUGAUUCAGUGUGAAAUGUUUGUUUUUGUGUUCCCUGUUCUGUGCCACACUAUUGUUUCAUUACAUUUUUUUGUUUGUGUGUACCACACCUGGGUCAAACACCAGCUUGUUUAAUCCCUCACGGGUGCAGAGGAGUUGUCAUCUGAGUCAAACUUCAAACUGCAUCAGAGAUAAAUACAUUUGAAAAUAAACCUACCUGAUGCUAAAAGGCAUGCCAGUCUUCCGCUCAUAGUGGGAUGAAAUUAAAUAAAGGUUAUUUGGCCAAGGUCUGGUCUGUACAUGUGCAGCACACACCAACUGAGAAGCUCCAAUUUAAGCUCUUGGUCUGGACUUCAUACCCGGUCCUGGCUGGCUGCCGUCCUCUGGUUUCACCAAGUCUAUGUGUCCUUCAGUCUCAUCAGAAUUCUUAAUUGUCCAAAGAUUUGUUAAACCAGGGGACUGAGCCCGCUCCCCCCCCCUCACCACCCCAAGGACAGAUUGUAUCUGUGUGUGUGUAUGUGUGUGAGUUACAGAGACAGAGAGGGCGAUGCUCCAGCUCUGUGUUCUUGGUGUUCUUGCAUGUUGGCCACACUGGGCCAGCUUUGUGGUGGUGUAUUUUUUUGCUAUAUUAAUGUGUUUGGCCCUUCAUUUCCUAGCUUUGGUGUGCAGUAUCAUACUGCCGUUGUUACAACUGUUUUGUACCGCUAAAAUCAAUAGUUAAGGUUUAGAAGCGCACUAGUCUGCCAUUGUAGAAAUCUUCUGAUUUCUACAAACAAAUCUUCUGAUUUCUACAAACAAGAUUUCUACAAUCUUUCUACAAACUGAGAGGAUUUUGUUUGGCAAGCAGGACAAGGACAAGGAGUUUCUACAAUGGCUAACGCUAUAAAUUAAAUUUAGGAUGAAAGAAACUGUCACGGCAUUUCCCAACAGCAUCUUUGGGAUGAAAUUUGAAAAGGGCAAGGAGCAGUGACGCCGGGUACAGCAUUACAAGCUGUGUAUUCACUGUCUCACAUGUUACGAAUUAGACAGAAUACAUUUUUCAGUCCCUCAAAUCAUGUACAAAAAAACUUAAGGUCCAAUAGUUGGCUUUUUCUGUGGCUUUUGACCACAUCUCACUAUUUUCAUUUGCAGAGGUCAUCAUCCCUGACGAGAGAAAAAGCUGAAUAUACCAUGAUAACAAAUACUUUCCCCGUCUAGAUGGUUUUGGGAAACAGUCCUAUAUUUAAUAUGGUUCCACACUGGAGCUUGAAAUAUAUCAAAUUAAGACAACUAUUUAUUGGAUGGUGGGCAAAAUAAUUGUCAGAUUAGCACAUUUUGUGAACUUAAUCUGGCCAAAUUUCGCUCUGUGUUGAGUUGCACCAGUUUUUCAGAAAUCCAUCACUAAGUGUGAACAUACAUACUACAUACUAAGGAUAGACAGUAGUAUAUAGUAAAUGUGAAGGUCCUUCUUAAGUUCAUAAAAUAAUAAAAUAACUAGUUUUACAACAAAUCAUUACACCAGUUUGUACAUGGAAGUUAAAUGUGUUAAUAUGUGUAAAAACCUUAGCGAGCUGUUUUUUUUUUUUUAGCUUGGAAACUUCUAGAAUAUAAGCAAGUUAUGUCACGGUCCACGGCUAGGUGAGGACUCAAAUGCGGAGACCGAGACUGGAGACUGGAGACCCGAUAUGACAGAAAGGGGAAAGACACAUCCACAGACACACAAGGCUAACGAGACGUUACAAGUUAUCAUAGCAUCUUACACUAGCAUUGCUAUAAUAAUAUUAAAAGACCUAAACAAUAUUUUUGUAUACAUUUAGGUUACUUACUUAUUCCUGCAUAUAUGGGCAAAUAUAUGUUUCAGAGUAGCUUUUUAUUCUCAUUAUAUAAAGCCAUUUUAGACACGACGGCCUAUUUUUGUAAACUAUUUCUCAAUCCUUGAGCUUAAUGUCAGAAUUUUCAAUCUAUGUUGACCAGUACCUGCGUUCCUAUUUAACUUCCUAUACUCUAAAUGGAUCGUAUAUUGGCUAAUUACAACAUAACGGUAGCUUUGUCAGUUACAUUACAGGUCAUUUAGCUGACGCUUUUAUCCAAAGCGACUUACAUUACACUUUUUUUUUAUAACCCAUGGCAUUUUACAUUUUUGCCGGGGGAGCAAUUAGGGGUUAGGUGUCUUGCUCAGGGACACUUCGACUUGGGACAUAGGGCAGCCAGGACACCACCACCAACCAUGUGGUUCCCAGCGCACCCGCUCUACCCCUGCGCCAUGACGACCCACCCACACAGUUGAUCCAGUUAGCUACACAACAGUUAAUGUUAAGUUAAUGAGGACAAAUCAUUUUUAAUUUGGUGAAGCAUAAAACCCCACUUAUUGAAAUCGGUUGGGACUAUGCUAAAUUGGAAUUUUAGGAAUAGCUGGUGCAACUGGCGUAGCAGGUACUAUUGUGAAUGAUUAUAAAAACAAAGAAAACAAUACUUUACCCACCUGGAUCCAUUCACUGAUUUACAGUAUGUGUGAAAUGGGCUUUGACCUCGAACAGCACCAGAACCUGGAUGUCACAAAAUAAUUUUACACUUCCAAUUUGAAAGAAAACUAUUGUUUCAAAAUCAUUUUAAAAGCUUCAUCUGAAAUAGAAAAACCCUUUCUCAUCUGUGACAUGGUGUUUCUAGUGAAUUAUUAAGGUUUGAUUAACUGCACAAAAAGCAUCUUUAAUUAUUAAAUUUGCUUUUCACCAAACACUAUGCCAUAGUCUGGUGUCUGCGGGUCAACAGUCAUGAAUUUUUCAGUGCAAAACCUCAGUAAAUUCUAUUUUCUUUCUUUCCUUUCAGUGCUGAGUUUCUAACCCCCCCCCCCCCCCCCCUCCUCAACGUGAAAAGGAAAAUGAUAAAAUGUUGAAAGAGCUGCUUUCCCUUCACCCCCACCCUCCCACGACGGGAUUCACUGAGAGAGAAAGGGAUUGAAAGAAGGCGAGCAGUGGAAAUCAUCACUGACGCACCCGAACAUUCUCAUCAUUCUAUCCUAUCGUCAUAUGCAACCUCGCCAUAAUGCCAGUGAAGGGGAAGGGUCAUGAUCACAUAUAAGCUAUUUUUAAAGAUGGGAGCAAAAAAGUAAAAGAAAAAAACGACCCUGACUCUUUUGAACUGAUUUUUUCAGAGCAAACCUCGGCAUUGAUGCUCCCCAAUGACAGACAACGAAUGGAGAGCAUGCCGUUAGGGAACCCUCUAUUUAUAUUGUGUUGUUGUUUUACUCUUUUUAUUUCAAUAAGCUCCAUCUGCAGCUGUUGAUUUCCAAUUGGAUGCCUCAUUAUUUUGGCACUCUAAGCACUAUGCAAAGUGAAGGUCCAUCGUGAUGUCCAACAGCUCCCGGCGGAGGUCGAUCCAGUGUCACUGCUAAUCUCUGCUGAGCAACAGGACCUCUGACAAGCGGCCUGAAAUCUACUCAUACAUAUCAGAAAAAGAACCUUGGCCACAUCACAUUUCACAUGAUUCUGUAUUUGAUUUCACCUGAAUCAUCUUGCGUCUUUGUGUUCAACUGAUCAUUUGAAAGCUGAGGUCUCAACAAUCGUCAAAGAGACAGCUUUUGUCCACCUGGUGAUCGAAUUAACUCGGAUUAAGACCCACUCGGAUGGAAGUACCGGACGGGAAAUCUGCCGGGUAAAAAAAGGAGGAAGUGACUGACCCUCGUCUCUUUCUUUCCAUCUGGAGUGUUUGACAACCCCCCACCCCACCCAUCUCAGCAAUGCUGUUCUUCCUCCUCAUCUAAACUGCAUGGCAUGAACAAAACCAAUUGAAACCAGAAGAAAGAAGAAAACACAAUGGAUGGAUUAGAAACUUGCAGGGGUGCGGGGGACAAUGGACGGAUUGUUUAAGAGAGACCAUCUUUGAUUUUUUUUUCUUUUACGCAGCAAUGUAAAGUAAUUGUCACCCACUUUACCCCCCACCCCCGUCCACUGGCGGCUGAUAUUUGCCAAACAGCAUCUCCUGCAGCGAACUGCUUUUUCAGAAGGCGUGAAGGAGGAAGAGGAGCCCCCUCCCCCUAUGAGGGAAAGAAGGAAGGUAGGAAGGAGAACUCUGCAGACACUCUAGACCUCUUUGGAUGUGGGGCAAGAAGACAGAGGCUUUUUAAAGAAAGCAGGUAUUCAGCAGGAGUGGGAGAAGAUCUUUGAGAAACUAUUACAGGGACAAAAAAAUGGCAAUGAUUGCAAAUUAGAAAUGCAUUUUUAUGACAUUGUUUACCAGCAUGAAUAUUCUGCAUGACUUCUGCAAGCCAUUCUGAUCUCCUCCAUGAAUAACAGGGCUAGACAAAUUUUGAAAACUCAACAAAAAUUACGUUAUAUGCACCAAAUUGAAAAGAAAGUAGGAUAAUGUAAAAACAAAUGAUAAUCAUCAUUUUAUGCAUUUUUUAUGGUCAUGAUAAAAAACAAAUGAUUGAGAAAAAAAGGUUUGCAAAAUCUAUCCUGUUUUUUUUUCUUAACAAAAAAAUCUUUUUAGCCCCACCCCACCCUAACUCCUCUUAAAUCCAAGAAGACUCCUCCCAACUAUUGCAAGUAUUUAUUCUGCUACAACAAGUUUGUCUACUACUUCCACUUCUCACCCAAUCCGCUACUGCUUCUUCUUCUUCCUCCUCUUCUUCUUCUCCUUGUUCUUUCUCUUGUAGCCUCUUUUCAGAAACUCUCUCCAAAGGUAGCUUUGUGUGUCCGUGUAACAAUGUGGACCCAGGACUAUAGAACUGGGCUUGUGCUGGACUGUGCCGUCCACUCACACACAUUUCAAUUAAAAUAUUUUUGACCUUGAUGUCCAAGGUCACGGCACACUCAAGGUAAGAAGGAUCAUCGGAGGUCUUGGGUCAAGGAUAUGUAAGGAAAAGUCACAGUUGAGGUGUGGUAUAAUGUUCCAGGCUGGUCUGAACAGGUGCAAGAUGGCUGCCCAUCAUCUAGGGUUUUUUAUUCCACAUGCUCUGUCUCAGGAGUUUGGGAUUAGGAUUGAUUCCCAUUGUAUGUGGUCAAGGUUUAAAAGAAAAAAUGACCUGUCCUGUAUGUGCCACUAAAGUAGGGACAAACACAGGGUCUUAAUAAGAAUUCAGAAUUGCCAAAGUCCGAACCUCUCCUGCUCAAAUAUAUUCACGAUUUCUGUAAUCAUAUAAUUUUUAUCUUAAAUUAAAUAUGUAUAUACAUAUCUCACAUUAUUUUCAGGUAUGAAAAUAGCUUUGCUUAAAACCAGUUGAAAAGAAAACCAAAGAUUCCAACGGAUAUCUCAAACACACAAACAAAAGUGCAAGGACCUUUUUCUAGAAUUAAGGCCGUCAAAUUAAUUUCCCAAAUUUCCGAAUCACCUUAAAAUGGAAGACAAAGUUAUUUCCAGAUUUCAUGUCAAAUACAGAAGAAAUAACAUUGUACCUGACUGAAAAUAAUGUGAGACAAUAUAUAGUUCAUGAGAUUCAACUUGAUGUCUUUGGCAAUGUUUGUCCAGUAGCUUGUUCAUGGUGUAAAUAUACCAAUACUGCCCUUUGACCCUUUAACUUGUUCAUUGAAGGGGAUUGAUCAGUUAUUAAUCCUUCAGUUACAGAACACACCAUUUCUCAAGUAAGCUCCCAUAUUGUUUAAAUAUCCAUGCUCGUUUUUCAAAUGGAUCAGGAGAGUAUUACAUUUACUGAACACGGGCCAGUAUCAGUACUAUGUAUGAAGAGCAGUUGCUGUUCAUAGCUGCAUAGCUGUUCAUAGCCCCAUUGUGAGCGGCAGCCAUCUUGGCUCGAUAUGUUGAGAUAUGAGAUGGGCAAGUAUCAGUUUAACCAGUUAAAAGGAUGCUCUGCUGAACUGAGGGAAAAGCUUUUUCUCAAAUUCUAUGGUUUCAGUAAAGGUAGAGGAAAAUACGCAGAUUUAAGAUGCCUUUUAAAGGCAACAGAAGCACUUUGGAUGGCCCUAAAGCUAAGCACUGGACUGAUGUGUUACCAAUCAACAGAAAACUGUAGAUUGUGCAGAUUGUCUUCUUUUUUUUGCUUUUUAAUGACUUUAUUUUGAAUAUUAUGUGAGAAUUGUUAUUUUUCAUGCUGUAUUAUUGAUGGAAUUAGCUCUAUGCUAAUAGCAAUUUGGUUUAUGAAACUACUUGGGCCCCCCACAAAAUACUUCUGAAAUGUGGAAAUGGAUGGAUAACUAAUCAGGCCUUGCAGGCACAGGCUGAGAGUCCCAAGGUUAAAGGGCCCCUGGCCAGAAACCAUUUCUUCUUUCCAACUCCUUCAAAUACAAAAAAAGGAUACAAUACAGAGCAUCUCUCAGUUUGAGUGUUUUUACAUACUACUGUCCGGGGACCUUUGUCUUGUAAUCCAUCCAUGUGUGUAGAUUUGCUACUGUGCCGAAUAUUGUGACAUACAGUAGGGUUAUAACAAACACUCAACCAAAUUAGUUUCCUUUAUGACUUGUUCCCCUAUUUAAUCUGAUACUAUCAAUGACAGAACCAUAUAUUUGACAUGCAGACAUACCUUGGCUCUCCUGUCUUUUGCCAAAACUUCAUUAGCUGUUUUAAAUAAGGGCUAUUGAGUUAGAAUAGUCUACUCUUAGAGUUAGAAUAGUCUACUCUUGCACCCUCACAAAAUGGUUUUAUGUACCAUAUGUUCAACCAUCGUCAAAUUGCUGGGAUUCCAGGGAACCUUUGCAAGACAGAACAUAAAUGCCUCAUUCUUUGGAUUGAGAUAUAUUCUUGGAAUUGGCAUUUCAAGCAAGAUGUGCUGCAACAUGACAUCGUUUUUUGUUCAUAUGCGCAGUAAAAAAAAAAUCCUUACCUUUCAUUAUGUUCAAAUUAUUUCCAAGCACAGCAGAAAAGGUCCCUUUCAGGACUUGAAGAAUUGGGGAUUUGGACAGUGCUAUAUUUUGAGGAUUAAUAAACUAUAAAUUCAGUCAUAUGUUGUGUAUGAAGCUAAACUAAAUCCAAUAACUUGAAUGACAGCGACGAAAAGAAAACUCAAUCCCCUGUCUGGUUCGAAAUUUGGAUUUAUUUGUGUAAUAUGUAUUGUUUUGUACCCAUACUCCCCUGUAUGUCAUCAGACAGCAGAAAAGAAAUCAUUGUGAGUUCUUUUAGAUAUUCUAUGUAUGAUUCUAGACAAAUUACAUGGGGCCAAAACUUAGUAGAAAACAGGGCCUAUCUCAGGAAUACGGUGUCCAAAAUCAGGAGGUAGAAUGUUGAGAUUUCAUGAUGCUGCAGUAUUUAUUGUCAGGAACGUUUCAAAUAUUAAUUUCAAAUGGACAUUAGGACAUCCUUUCAAUGGAUACUGCUACUUGAAGCGUGGAAGAAAAUCUUUCUGUUGUUUUGGUCUCUACUUUGUCCAACUGUCCAUCCACGCUGCACUUGGUGUCAUUGCUUCCAGGGUGUUCUUAAUUUUUUGGUGUGGUACUGUUAAAAGUUUAUAGUACAGAUUCAGAAAUUUCAAUAAUAACAAUAGCCUUGCAUGCAUCGUACUGUAGCUGUACCAAGGUGAAAGUAACUUCCUUCAGUCUCAUGCAUUGCUUUAGUGUUAUGUUGCCGUCAGCAUUUGUUUUUCAUGUCAUUUAUUUUGGUCUAUUUUGGAAAACAUGUAUUUAUGAAGACCUAUGGUCUUGAAGAUUAAGCAUGAAGUUAACAGUGACAGUAUCUGCUCAGUCCAUUUGGGUUAAAGGGUUGACAAAAUUGGACUGUUGGAGAAAAACUGAUUGUGUGUGUCAGAUGGGUUUUGGUUGUGUUCAUAUGGAUCACCGAGAAGGCAGACUUUUAACCUGAUCUCUGCAGAAUGAGUGCCUACGAGAGGACUUCUUUCGUGGCCUUCACUGUACAUGUCAAACGUAGAAAUUUCUGAGCAAUAAAGCAGUCCUUAGUUGGGCCAACAAUGUCUAAACAGAGCACUGCCAAUUAAAAUUGCUCAUACAUGUUUGUGUUGCCAAGUGUUGUAGUAUGAAAAAGAUACUUCACAAAUGUGUUGAUCGUCCACAAACUUUGAAAUUUUGACACCUGAGGCCAAGGUAGUGUGACACUUAGUUCUGAGCCUGGGAAGUGGGAAUACCAUUCCCAUAGAGUAAAAUAAUAGUGUUUGGUAUUAGAGCCUUGCUGCUGGCCGAACUGAUGGGUUUGUAACAGCAGUCAUUGCCUAACAAUCUGGUGUAAUGUGAGGGUAAUGAAACUAAUUCCGUUCAGUCUGAUUGGCUAAGACCUAACGAAAAACCUCAUCUUCCAAAUGGAAACUCUCCUAAUUCUUUAUUCAAGAUUUAUUCUCAUUGAAAGGUUGGAAAAUCCACAAUCCUCUGAUGCACCGCAGAAAUGACCUUUGUUGCCAAGUUUGAGAGGACUGUCAGAGCAAAAGGUAGUCCAUGUCUCCAAUGUUUCGUUUAAGAUGCUUCAAUGGUUCUUGGGAAAAGGGUACAGUGGAUCCUCCCCUGACCCUCCAUAAUUAUGGAGGGUUCCAUUUAAAUUUCAAAAUUCAUGUUGCUGCAGAAACCAACCUAAAUUAUUCAUAAAAGAGACUUGCAUGGCAGAGAGUAGAAGAAGAAGAAAAAGUGAUGGCUGCGCAGUUUUAGACAGUCAAAUAGAAACCUUGAUUAUUCUACUGCAGUGUAGUGGGGACACAGCAAUAAUGGGUAAGGUCUUUUUUUAAAGGUUUCGGUUCCAUGUGCGAACGAUUAUAUCCAAGAAUGUGUGUUUGUCCAAACAAAUGACUUGUGUUAAGAAAGGAAGCAUGCUGUUCAAACUGAGCUAAGCCACACCCCUGUGAGAAGACUGACAUCUGAGCUAACCCAAUAGAGCAACUUUACUUGAAACCCCAAAUGACAAUUUAACAUAUCACGGGCAGAUGCAUUGAAGCGUCUCUGCCCACUGUCACCUUAACCCCCACCCCUUCCCCACCACCUUCAUUCAAUGCUGAUUGGAGUUUUAGAGGCCUUCCUACGUCUUUCAAUAAGCCUGGACCAAUUUGAUUGGUGGGUGUUGCAUUAAAACAAGACAGAAAUAGUUUCUGCGUGUUAAAACUUCCACCCUUGUCGGACGUCUGGCCACACCCCAAACCAGUGAUGUAACAAUGGGUGUAUUUUCUUUGGGAGAAGAGCUGGUGUGAUAUGGUUGUGUUUAAAGAAAAACAUUUGAAGGGGUGCAGAGCAGCGGUUCACACCCCUUUGGAUUCAGCAUUUGAACUCAAGAUAACUCCUUAAAUAUGAUAUUGAUUUCUUUUUAUAAGCAUUUAUACUUUUCAGAAUUUUGGGAUCUAAAUCUCCAGUCUGUGUUUCUUGCAGCAACCUCUCCAUCCCAUGCUCCUCUCUCUGUCUUCCUUUCCUAUUCCUCCUUUCCUCUCCCUCCUUCAGUUGUUUUGAGGAAGCGGCUUCUUUUUGCAUCCCUUGUUCUUGUAUUUUAAUAUCCUAUUUUUAUUUGGGGAGAUGAAUUCUUAAUGCAUGCCUGGGGGAAACUUUAAAGUGAUGACGUAACCCAAUUGCGAAUGGCCAUUUGAAGGGAAGUCUCCAUGGGGGGAAAAAAGUAAAGGUUCUUGAAGUUUCCCUCUUCCUUUCUCUGUCAGUUUAGAAGAUGCAGUGACAUAUGCUCAUUCUCCUCAUGCAUUCUCUUCAUUCAUGUGAUCACUUUCUGGAGGCCAGCAGACUCAGUUUCAUGAGUCCAGUCAUGGUUUUCCAAAGGCUUCCCAGACAUUGGUGCUGUUUUGGUAGGCACCCACUCAACAUAUUCUAUGCAUAAUUUCGGGUCUUUAUUUUUUUUUUAUUGUUUGGUAGCUGAGAACAUGUCUACUCAGAUCAAAUGAAUCCGUCAUUUCCACAUUGAUUCCAGGUUUUUAUCAUGUGUUGUAAAUUAGGAAACCACAGUCCAUUUUAAGUUAUUUGGACACCGCUUAAACAGACGCUAGGGUUCAUUUCCCUGUUGAUCAAUUAAUGAUCCCACAGCAGGGAUAAAGACUUGGUGUGUGUCUACUGGAAAAAGGCAGAGAAAGAAAGAAGGUUGACUGAGACGAGAGCGAGAGAAGAGGCUUCCCUCAAUUACUGAGUGGGGUUUAUGCUAUAAAUACGAUAUCAUUUUAUUGUCACUUUGCCGGAGAGAGAAAAUAAGUAAAGAACUGCAUAAAAUAUAUUUCAAUGGAAUGUUUAUUAUUUACCUUUUCUAUUUUUGAAACAUGUAAAGAACAAAAAAGGUGAAACUGUAAAAAUCCAACAGCAUUUGUGAAAAAGACAUAGAAAACCAUUCUGUUAAAAUGUAUGAAGGUUUGACUGUGAAUGCUGAUUUACCUGAGCAACUCUUCUCCUUCACUGAUGGGAUGAAUAAAAAAAAUAAAAAAACAUCACAAAACUACUGGAAAAGAGCAAACAAAUUCAGUUGAA